GCAGGUUGCAUAGUCUAGGUUACUGUAAUGGAGGCCCCAGCGGGCUGCGUCAUUUCGUCGACUCGAAAGCAUUGCUGGAGGUUCAAUUGCAAGUUCCAAGUCAACUUAAGGCAGUUUUAACUCGAGCAGUUCUCGGCACGUUCACUUCACGACAUCAACCUCUACUCGUCCGUCCACAUGCGGUUAUGAGACCAUGUCCAGCGCUGCGAGGUAGCAGUGCUAUAUGUGAGCGCCAAUUGUGUAAUGUCGCAAACCAAUCGCGAUCAUACGUCUCUAAGGCGAGUGGAACAUGCCACCAUCGCGAUGCGCCCAGCACCGAGAAUCCAGACAGGCUCCAAGGUUUGCGGAUAGAUCAGCAUGACAAGACUGUCCAUACCGAUGUCGGCACCCUACCGCUUUCACCAGUAAUGGAUCCGGCCUUCUGGGAGGCGCGGGACAGAUUCAAGCAGAAAAAGUCCAAGCCUGGUAAACCUGAAAACGUCUUUGAAAGGGAAUUUCGGAAGAAUCCUUUCGCUCAAGCUCUUGCUACUCCUGUCCGUUACGACUCCGUAACGAGAUUGCGCAUGCCUCACUUCUUCUUCCAAGACUUCAACAUCGUCUCACAUCCCGAAACCGAUACACCCUGGUGGGUCCCCAGGAGCCUUGCCUUGCGUGAGUCGCCGAUUUCACCAACGGCCAGCGGCAGUGAGGAUCAAGUCACCAUCGAGAACAUCGGGAACGAAUCAGCGGCAGAAGCGACGGUUGGGAAACAAGCCAACUUCGAGAAGAAAGCCCCUGCCGCCCAUGUUUUUGGCCCAACUGCCUACGUUUUGGCUCGUCAAGAACUCCUUAGAACCUUUCAGGAGGAACCGAAGAAGGGAAAGGGAGCACGAGCAGCACUCAAGGAUGUCGGCAACUCUCAGUUCCAUAGGCGCCUUUUUGGUCCUUCCAGCUCCCGUUUCAGGACUCUGGCCGGCCGAGCGGUAUGGCGUGAAGACAUGGACGUGUAUGUUCUGGAACAGAUGCGCCAGCAGAUUGUCCAAGAUCUCAUGUACUUGUCAGGGUUGUGUGAGACGGAUGGUCGGUACUAUAUUGUCAAGUGCUACGGCUGGGAUGAUAUCAAGUUCAAGCACAAAGGCGCCGUGCUAUGGUUCGAGGGAGUAGGAGAGGAACAAGUGAAACCAGGACCGUUCGCGACGUUCGACGUCCAGGCAGAUGGCAAAACAGACACAGCCGUGGCAGUACACAAUUUGCCCAUGCUGCUUGGGACUGAGCUGGCACAGAAAGUACGGACAGAAGCAGCAGCGUUGAAAGAUGGUUCGAUAUUCAUGCUUGCGGGAAGGAGAACAACUGAUCUCCAACUUAGGCUAUGGAAACUUCAAGGCUACAUGUAUGACUUUGAAGGGCCAACCUGAAUGCAUGAGAUCAAUCAAUUUGCUGCUCCAUUCGACGUGAGGACCGUAGCAUUGGUGUUUUUAUAUGGCAGGCUUUGAAGCUAAUCUAACGAGAACCCACCGCAGUUCAGAAGACCAUCUUUAAAAGCAUAUUCUGCCGAAAUU
Molecule: messenger RNA, 1538 nt
Organism: Truncatella angustata
Lineage: Eukaryota; Fungi; Ascomycota; Sordariomycetes; Amphisphaeriales; Sporocadaceae
Exons: 2
Coding region: 186-1394 (402 amino acids)
Source: RefSeq, a predicted model, not a curated record